UCUUCCUCCUCAUCACCACUCCCUGCCUCCCACUUCAUCGGGAAGAAGGAGGACAUUGUCAAAUCCGGCCGUGUGACUAAACUGGUGAAUGGAUGCAGAGAUGUAUUGGUCCUGUACCACAAGGGGCAGCUUCAUGCAAUGGACACGCGCUGUUACCAUGCAGGUGGUGCAUUAGAAAAUGGAGACAUUGAGGAGUUUAAUGGGCGGCAGUGCAUCGUGUGUCCGUGGCACAAGUACAAGAUCACACUGGCAGAAGGAGAAGGGCUUUACCAGGCUGUGGAUGAUCCUAUAGCCAAACCACUGAGAACACACUGGCGCUCCAAGGGUGUCAAACAAAGGAUUCACAAGGUGACGGAGGUCAACGGGGAUGUAUACGUAACGCUGAACGACUCCAGCGAGGCCAUUGAGUCAGACCACUACCAGACUGAGAGAUACAGGACUGUCUUUCUCAACGCUCAGCCAAAAUCCAAGCCCAAGAAAUAGCCAAACACUCAAACAUUUAGAGUUCUUUGAUUAAUUAACCAAAAAUGUUGAUUGCUGAUAAUUGUGAUUUGCUCUUGCUCUGAUGACGCAGUUUGUUUUCAUAAGGCCAGAACUCAAGGCAUUACUGCAGGCAUGGAGCAGGCCAGCAGGUAUACAUUUUAUACAAUUCUGGCAUUACUGAAAUUACUCUAGAAUAUGUUUGUUUUUCUACAGAAUAUUCAGGUGUAAAUGAUUAAAUAAUGUGCAAAUAUGCUGUUCAUUUUUGUAUAAAUAAUGAUUUUUUUUGACCUCCCAUCAUCCUGGUAAAUUAUAUUUUGAAUAUUAUUAUGUUGUAUGAUGCUUCUGAACAUAAUGUAACACAAGUCAAAGAAAAUAACACCACAACUGUCUACUGUAAAAGUAGUAAGUGAAAACAAUGAAUUGAUUAAUCAAUCAAGAGAAAAUUAUGCCAAACUAUGUUUACAGUCUUUUAAUCAUUUUAAGACCUUGAUCAGGGAAGGGAUCUUUUACCAGCUCCUGGAGUGAGGUGUGCAAUGUGAGAUUUUAUCCUAUUCUCUUUAUUUUAUUGUCAAUUAAAAGUUGUUGAGUUUGAGCUGGACAAAAUGAAUUUGAAGACAAUACUUCAGAAGAAGACCAUAAUGAUAUGGUAAUUUAUCAUACUUUUUGACAUUUUAUAAACAAAUUAAGAAAAAUAAGUGUCAGAUAGAGCAGUAAUUUAAAAAAAAAUCAUAUUUAAUUACAGCAGUAUUUAUGUUUUUAAUCGGUAGAAUACAAAACAUGAACACAAAGGCAAUACUAA
This is a messenger RNA of Scomber japonicus (chub mackerel), 1282 nucleotides long. Its product is annotated as Rieske domain-containing protein. The transcript is spliced from 3 exons. The record is from RefSeq and is a predicted model, not a curated record. The annotation marks the transcript as partial. Lineage: Eukaryota; Metazoa; Chordata; Actinopteri; Scombriformes; Scombridae. Gene Ontology annotation, molecular function: 2 iron, 2 sulfur cluster binding.